UACAAGGUCAUCUGUCGUCAUCGAGAAGUACAUAGAAGUCUAAUUCAUAAAGCGCUGGUUGUGAGUGUGUAUGUGUUUCAUGUGUGAAUGUUGUUCGUAUUUGCAUCUAUAUUGUUAUUAUUACAGUAGUCACGCUGUAGUGGUCUAUUGUAGUUAAACUGAAUUCCAUUUGAUUGGAUCAAUAAAAAUUAUCUUAUCUUAGAUCUAUAUACUGAUUAUUGUGUCACAAUAUAAUACCUUAUUUUGUCACUACAUAUGCCUGAAUAUUUAAUCUUUAUAUAUCACUAAAUAUUAGAAAAGUCUGAAUUUUGUCUUCAUUUAUAAGAUUUUAUUAAGAGGGAAAAAAAGUUAAGUAAAACAAAUCUAAGUACCAGAGAAUGCGUUCAUGAAUUCUUUGAUAACACAAUCGGGAAUACCAGCAAAGAUUUACAGUACAAAGCACACUGCUACAGAAAUAAAUGGAGCCAUACAAAUAGGGUGAUACAACCAUGCCUGGACUAUUUAAGUGGUUCCUAAUCUUUGUAGUUGCCACUUGCUGUCUGUGCGUGCAUUCUAUCGACGUGAGUACAUCCUGGUUGACAGACACUAUCAUAGGAACUAAUGCCACAUUGCAGUGUGGUUGGACUGCAGCCACUGGAGAAACUCCAGCCACACUUUUCUUGUCACCUAAUAACAACAGCAAUGCCAAUUAUUUUACAUGUGAGAUUUAUUCUGUUCCACCGCACGCCUGCACUAAGGAUCCUUCAGCUCUGGAGAAAUACAGCAUUGCCACAUCUCUUCGAGGGUCUGUGUCCAUGUUGAUUACUAAACUGAGCUGCACAGAUGAUGGAACGCAAUAUUAUUGCAUUGUCUCAAACAAUUCUAAGCCUCCAGCUAUAUCAAACUCUGUACUAAGAGUAAAAGUCCCUCCCACAGUGCCAACACUAAGUAAUGUCCAGACAGGCGUGAAAGAAAACUCAAGCAUCACAGCCACAUGUACAGCUGGUGUGGGUUAUCCUAAGGCUGGACAGAUUGUUUGGAAAGCUUAUCGGAAUGGACAAAGUGUGAAUUUACCUCCAGAGAUUGUGAUUACUUCUAUGAAUGCCAGCCAACCAGAAGAUGACAAAUGUACAGUCCGUACACAAAGUUCAGUAACUCUAAAAGCCAACAGACUUCAUCAGAAUAUUUCUUUGGCAUGUUUUGUAACCAAUCAAGAUUUUAAACCUACAGCACCAGACACUUGUACUGACACAAAGUCAGAUUUGUGUGCACAGACUGAACCAGCAGUGGUCACUUAUCCAGUGUCCAAAAUGAAUUUAAAGAGAGAACCAGCCUCUACACUGUAUGAAGGUGCUAGAGUGACACUAAAAUGUCAAGCCGAAGGAAAUCCUUUACCAACAUACUCUUGGACUAAAAUUGGAGAUGAAAACAGAAAACUGUUUGUUGUAAUGGAUGGUUUAGUCAGCACUAUUACUUUGACUAGUCUGAAUAAAUCCUUGGAUGCUGGAGACUACAGCUGUAAAGCACUCAAUAUUGUAGAAAAUGAAAAGUACAUUUUUCUUGGUUUUAUUUCACUUAUUAUAGAUGAAAACAUUACGCAAACUUCUACAACAAUUCAGAAAACGCCCACAACUGUUACAACUGUGACAAAAACUCCAACAGGGACUGGGUCACCCGAAGCUACCACUGUAAUCAGUGAAUCUGGUAAUAGCAGUAAUACAGUUUCAAUGAUUGUUAUGGUCCUCCUGGUCUUUAUCUACAGGUGUGAUUUUAUCUGCAAUCAUAAUUGUUCAGUUUGUUGUGAUCAUCUAUCUUCUACUGAGAGUCAAAGGUAAAUAUCUGAAGGAGAACAAAGCGACCAAAAAAGAACCAAGAGUUUAUGAUCGAACAGUAACAGAUCCUCACUACAUUUAUAUUGAUGAUAUACAUAGUUAUACAACAGCAAGUUGAGAGAGCGAGAGAGAGCGAGAG
Messenger RNA from Biomphalaria glabrata, 1950 nucleotides. RefSeq names its product cell surface glycoprotein MUC18-like. The transcript is spliced from 10 exons. Gene Ontology annotation, biological process: homophilic cell-cell adhesion; heterophilic cell-cell adhesion. Bases 489 to 1814 code for a protein of 441 amino acids. The record is from RefSeq and is a predicted model, not a curated record. Gene Ontology annotation, molecular function: cell adhesion molecule binding. Lineage: Eukaryota; Metazoa; Mollusca; Gastropoda; Planorbidae. Gene Ontology annotation, cellular component: adherens junction.